Molecule: messenger RNA, 1286 nt
Organism: Vespa mandarinia (Asian giant hornet)
Lineage: Eukaryota; Metazoa; Arthropoda; Insecta; Hymenoptera; Vespidae
Gene: lsn
Product: vacuolar-sorting protein SNF8
Biological process (GO): protein transport to vacuole involved in ubiquitin-dependent protein catabolic process via the multivesicular body sorting pathway
Cellular component (GO): ESCRT II complex
Source: RefSeq, a predicted model, not a curated record
UAUCAUCAUCGAUUAUAAAACGAUCGUGUACGAUUGAUAGGUUAUUUUUGUCGAACAAGUAGUUUGAAUUUUAAAUUACUCUUUGGAACUAAUUCAACAGUUAUCGUAGCGUAAGCACGUACUCGAUCAUUCUAUACACCUGUUACGAAUUUAAUUUAAUAUUUGUACCUUCGUAAGAUUGAAAUAUGAGGAGAAAGGCAGGCAUUGGCGCAAUUCACAAACAGAAACUUGAACAAGAAAAAUACAAGGAUAAGGGUACAGAGAUACAAGAAAAUCAAUUUGAGCAGAUGACCAAACAAAUGGAAACGUUUCGUGUUAACUUGGAGGAAUUUGCAACGAAGCACAAAAGCGAGAUUAAAAAGAAUGCUCAAUUUCGGCGUCAAUUCACCGAGAUGUGUGCCUCCAUAGGUGUAGAUCCAUUAGCCUCUGGUAAAGGUUUUUGGUCGGUGUUAGGAAUUGGUGACUUUUAUUACGAACUAGCGGUACAGAUUGUGGAAGUAUGUAUGGCUACAAAUUACAAAAAUGGUGGCCUCAUAUCUUUGGACGAAUUAAGGACACGUUUGAUACAGGCAAGAGGUCGUCGUAAAGAACAUCAAGAGAUAACGAAUGAAGAUCUCCUGGCAGCAUCUAAAAAAUUGAAAAUUUUUGGAAAUGGAUUCGCGAUAGUUCCAAUAGGUAGAGGAAAACAUCUAGUCCAGUCUGUUCCAGGUGAAUUAAGUAUGGAUCAUACCGCUGUGCUGCAGCAAGCUAGCUUGUCUGGAAAUGCGCACGUAUCAAGGUCUAUGCUAGGAAAUGAAUUAAGAUGGGAAAGAGAGAGAGCUCAGAAAGCAUUGGAUCACAUGGUGAAGGAAGGAUUGGCUUGGUUGGACGAACAAGGAGAACAUGAAGCCUUGUAUUGGUUUCCUAGUUUGUUUACGGGCUGUAUCGCGUCCAAAGAAUAAUAUUUUUUCAAGAUUUUAUCUCAGAAGCCAAGAUGACGUGAUAUUAAUCCGACGAGUAUGACAUUAUAAUGUCACCUGACUUUAUUUUCUUCGCUGCAUCUAAAAUAUACAAAGAUACUUAAAUACACAAAGAAAUUCUACAUCCACCAUACACAAUAAAAUAAAUAUUUUAACAUACCUCGGAACACUUUGUACUUUAUGUUUAACUUUUCUUGAAACUUCGUUGUCAUUGACUUGGCUUCUUCCUUCCACCUUGAACAACCAGAAGAAAAACAAAAAAAAAAAAAAAAAAAAAAGAGUAAAAAAACGUGGAAAAAGAAACGGGAAAGAAAGAAGAAAUAAAAA